Molecule: messenger RNA, 1155 nt
Organism: Psilocybe cubensis
Lineage: Eukaryota; Fungi; Basidiomycota; Agaricomycetes; Agaricales; Agrocybaceae
Exons: 4
Coding region: 1-1155 (384 amino acids)
Source: RefSeq, a predicted model, not a curated record
AUGUCGUCCUUAAAGUACUUUACCAAGAAGAGCGUCCUGAGUGCCGCAACCCAGAGCUCUGUCACUACACACUUCAACCAUCUCCGGCCUAUUCCACGAGCUUGGGUCAUUCGGAGGUCAAAGUACGACCCUAAAAUCAAGUCUGUCCGACCGGCCGACCGUAUAAAAUGGUGGAACAUUGCUCCAGGGGACCAGAUUCGUCUGCGCGGAGAUCCUGAGAGCAUAAUCCACGAAGUGCUGAGUAUCAACCGACUGAGCAAUCGGGUUUUCCUGAAGAACACGGUGGAAGAGUCAAGCGCAGAAGGACAACCUCCGAAAUCCAAAAACUACCAUUAUUCGCGGUGCCAACUGUAUCUGGGUGAAUUCGAAGUGCCAACACCCGAUGAUCCCUCUGGCCUGCUUUCCUUCCAACAUGUUUUUGCUUUGCGUAUCGGCACAACGCAGCCCUACUGGGACUACCGCCUGCACCGAUACGUGUGGAAAAGGUAUGCUGUAAAGACCGUUCCGAAACUGCAACCGUCGGAAUACGGGAAAAAAAUCUUUAUUCCCUGGCCUAAGAAACCCGAACGCAAAUACCCUGAAGCUGGACUAUACGAUACGCUCGCUGAGGAUGUUGCAAAGAUUACGUAUAAACUACCUCACUUCAACCCCGACAAGCUGGAACCACUUCCUCCAAUCCCUAGUGAAGCAGAAUACCUAGACCAUAUCUACAAUCCACACCGCACCCCAUACUACGACCCAUCAGCGCCCUUCGAAGUUUACCUCCAACCCGACCUUGCCAACCCUCACUCGCGCGCUAAAAAGCUGGAGCGAUGGAAGCAAUACCAGGCCGGCAUCCACAAUUUACUGAAGAAGAUCACUGCCUACGAACUUGCGAACCUCGACGGGCGCACUGUUAAACAGGCCAGGUCUGACGCUGCCUUUAAAUGGCGCGAGCAAGUGAAGGAGGAGCAAGCCAAGAAGAAGAAAGCUAGAUGGAUGCAUUCUGCCCAGAUGCUCAAGUGGGAAAGAAAGAAUGCGAAGAAGGAGAAGAAGGAGGAUAGGCAGCGUCGCCGCCUCACUGAGUUGAUGCUCGAGGAUGAGCCCAACCAAGUUAUACCGAAGGCAUUGGCUGUUAAGAAGGCUAAACAAACCAAACAGGGUCUGAAGGCUUAG